Rhodotorula graminis WP1 is the source of this 792-nucleotide messenger RNA. RefSeq lists its product as uncharacterized. The coding region runs from base 100 to 729 and encodes 209 amino acids. NCBI's taxonomy places the organism in Eukaryota, Fungi, Basidiomycota, Microbotryomycetes, Sporidiobolales, Sporidiobolaceae. The transcript is spliced from 3 exons. The record is from RefSeq and is a predicted model, not a curated record.
GGCGACACGUGCGACCAAGUUCACCUGCGGUGGAGCGCGCGCCUGGACCGCGAGACGGACGACUGCAUCUGGCUCGCGUUCGCCACGGUCGGCGAGCGCAUGAUGCGCGAGGAGGGCGAGCGGAACGUGUGGGACGAGAUCAAGGGUGAGGAGGUUGCGCAGCGAGGGGACGCGGGCGAGCGGGUCGACGUCGGGUGGCUCGAGAGGUGCGAGGGGCACGUGCGCCAGGGGCUCAAGCGCGCCGCGUUCUACUUCAACUGCUUCGUCCUCUCGCCCGACCCCCAUCAGACCCACCACCUCGCCCUCGAGCUCGAGCUCAUCCCGUCUUGGACCUUCCUCGCCGCACAACGGUUCACCUCGUCGUCGUCGUCAUCAGCUUCGACCUGGGCCUCCUCGUGCGGCGGUGGGCCGAGCCGCAAGGCCGACGAGCUGUCCGAGACGGAGCUCGGCUGGAUCGAGCGCGGUCUCGAGGUCGCGAGCCUGUACCACCCUGUCGCCGAGAGACGGUUGGUCGAGCUUCGAGCGUAUCGCGAGGCGGAGCGAGUGCGGGUGGCGCACUUGGUCGGCGCCGGCGCUUCAGCAGCUUCCUUCUUCUCGACCUCGACGUCGCUGCCUGGCACCCGCCCUAUCCUGAAGCACGCUGGCUCGUCGCAGGAAUCAGGGCGUAAGCUCGACUUUCAGGAGGCGAUGCGCGAGGCGCUCGCGCAGACAGUGCCGAGCUGGGCGUGAUCGCUGUAGAACUCUCUCUCGUGCGAGCUCGUCGUGUCUGUACUAUUGUCCGUUGCAGUCCCU